Molecule: messenger RNA, 3102 nt
Organism: Armigeres subalbatus
Lineage: Eukaryota; Metazoa; Arthropoda; Insecta; Diptera; Culicidae
Gene: pkaap
Product: A-kinase anchor protein 10, mitochondrial
Exons: 3
Coding region: 185-2155 (656 amino acids)
Biological process (GO): intracellular protein localization
Cellular component (GO): mitochondrion; plasma membrane
Molecular function (GO): protein kinase A binding
Source: RefSeq, a predicted model, not a curated record
GCUUGACGUUCGCGGAAUUUUUCUUAUUACGUCUUGUGAAUCUCGGCGCAGUAAAUCAAGUGCAGAAAGUUGUCAAUUUCCAGUGAAAAGUGAAGAAAACAUGUAAAUUCGUACAAAAAAGUGGUUGAAAAACGUUACGCCUGGAUCAAGUUUCCGCGGAGGAUUGGAAUCUGUGCUGCCCCCGAUGUUGCAGUUCCUGAAAAAGUCGGCCGUGGCGCGAAAAAACUCCAACAGCAGCAGUAGUUCAGCGCAUCAGGAAGAAAACACCAAAGGCAAAUCAUCGAAGGCCGGUGAUGUCAUCAAUGGCUCAAUUGGAUACGAACCGGUGAACGAUGAACAAGCACUGCUCGAAGCGGAACACUACUGGUUGGAGCGAUGGAAGAACUUACCGGAAGUGAGAUCACGGUUAUCCAGAAACCUUUUGGACAUUUUGGCCGAACAUAGCUGCAUAUGUUACUACGUGCAAUUUCUAGAAACGAAAGAUGCCCUUCCGCUGGUCAAAUUUUGGCUAGAUGUCGAGAGUUUCAAGGCCGCUGCAAAUGUGGAAAAUUCGCGGUUGGACGGCAGAAAUUGCAAAGGGGUGGCGCAUCGUGGCUUACAGAGAAGCGUCUCUUCGGACGGAUACGAUAGUUUGUCCUUUUUGAGUGUUGACUGCGAUUCGAUAUCAACUUUUUCGGAAAAUGCUUUCGAUGACGGUACAACGGCAACUGACGAAGGCGGACCAAGCUGUCGAACGUCCGGCAAUUGUACUCCAAUCCCACCCGCUUUGGAAGUGGUAUUAGAGGAAGAAAAGAAGCCAUUAAGCGACAGUUGCAAGCAAAUGCUGGAAGUGUGUGAUAUGACUAUGCGCCAAUCGUUGACCGACGACGAGAAAACUCAGAUCUGCGAAUCAAACAAAAUGAAACAAGAGGACACGCCCGAUUCCGUAACACAUAAGGAAAACGGUUUCAACUCGUUGGUGAACUCGGACGCGGUAAGAAUCUACCGAAAGUAUUUGACCAGCAACUCGCCUUGUUACAUUGAUGUGCCGGCGACAGUUCUGUCCCACAUUUCGUUAGCACUCUGCGGUGGCAGCUGUAGCGAACGAAUUUUCGACGAGGCUCAGCAGUAUUUGCUGGAUGUGAUGGAUAAGAACUACCUGAGCUCGUUCCUGGAAAGUAGCUUCUACUGUAAAUACACCUUCGAGGUUCUAUCAAGCGACAGUUUGACCUUGAAGGAUAUACUCUGCAGUGAAAUGGCUCUGUUCUACUUCAUGGAGUAUCUCGAGCAGAAAGGUAAGCGCCACAUUUUGGAGUUUCGCGUUUCAGCUAACGACUUCCGCAGGAGUGCCGAAAACAGUCAAGCACAAGCCGACGCCGUUGUCUUGUACGAAAAGUAUUUCUCGCUGCAGGCGACCUGUCCGUUGAACGUUAGUGAUAAAAUCCGCUUUCUGGUCGAAGAGGGAAUUUGUUCCCAGGAUGCUGCUUCCAUCAAAAACUGCUUCGAAUUGCCUUCAAGAAUAAUAGAACGCUUUUUGGAGCGAAGGUAUUUCCAGGGAUUCUUGAAAUCUCAACUCUACACGCAAUAUCUCUCCGAACUGCUGAGCAAGAUCAAGACUACUCCGGCGGGAGAAUCCACCGGUAGCAGUUUGGGCAUUCUGGCGGGUCGAAAGCAAAUAUUUUCCGCCGACCGAAACAGAACGAACAAUCAAAGACGCGGCCAUCGGAAAACGUUCUCGGAUGUGACGAGUGAGAGUUCCGGACGAGCGAAAAAUUUUGUUUCCUCGCAGAACACUCUGUUGGCCAUGUCGGAUACGAGCUUUCAUCGUAAACGAACAAACACGAUAGGAGCUGCAACCACAAGCGACAUCAUGCAAAUCGAUUCACGUCAACUGUACAAUCCGGACCUGUUGUGGAGGCGGAACUCGGUUGCCGGGCUAACGUUCGGCCGAGUGGACGCGUUGGGGCGCUACGAGCGAGAUUUUGAUAUCGCGGAACCCCCGCAGGACGACGACCGUUGGAGCAAGAACCGGCUGAAAAAGGCAAUGCGAAAGCUGGUGAAUUUGCCCGAGGACAAAGCACAGGAGGAACUAGCCUGGCAGGUGGCGGAAAUGAUUGUUAAGGAUAUCACGAGCGUUACGAUGAGUGGCAGUAGCGAGGGUGGCGCUCAAACGUGAUUGUGGUGCUGGCUCUCAUUUACGUUUUAUUCCAUUUCGAAAGUAUUUCUUAUCGUAUGUAUUUUAUCUCCCUAAAUAUGUUAAACUAAUCCCAUAAUAAUGUUUAUUGUUUAUUUAAUAUUGUUUCAUCGUACGUCCACGUUGUUUACUCGAAUAAUCCUUAAGUACUUCCUUGAGUUUUUAAAAUUUUAUCUCUGUUUAUUUCUCUCUAUAGUUGAUUAUUUUCAUAUAAUAAUUUAUGGUUGCAAAAAAUGUACAAUCUGUAAUAAAGACAUGCGUGUAGAACUUGUUUAGUAUAAUUCCGCUACUUUUUUGCAUCUUGGCAGAUAAUGCUUAUCGGUUAAGAUUAAAAUAAUAACGCAUUAAAAGUAAACGGAAUAUUACAAACUCGAUCUCUAGACGUUUGAAUAAGAACAUUAUUAUUUUGUAGGAAUCAGAUUCAAUUGAUCAAAUAAACUCUCUAUGACUCUUUCUACUUCAACUCAUAGAAAACAUGAAUCUGUAUGGUGCUUGAUAAAUUACGUAAUAAAAUGGACUUUAUAUCGCUCGAAAUUCACAUAUAAAUUUUUCAUCGAAAUUUACUCUUUAUAACUAAGAUCAGACAGUCAAUGUAUUUUCGGUUGUUUAAACUAUAGCCAAUUGUCGUAAGGUAAUUAGGAGCAAAAUUUAUUCACCAUGUUCUCUUUUUUGUUAUGAAUGAUAAUUCAGAGCAGGAUGACAGAAAUGUGAAAAGCGUGCCAAUAUCGAAGAAAGUGGAUUAUUUUCGUUUUAAUUUGAGGCAAAUAGAGCACGAACAUUAGGAAUGUUUGAAGGCGUACUAUUGAUGUAAAUCUUGUGAAAUUCUGAUUGAUGUUGACAAAAUCGAUAGUGAUGAAAAGAAAAGGAUUACCAUUAAUGGCAGAAUAAUUCUAGAAUUCUAAUAAAUAAAAUAGGUACACAAUUAUGCA